Hipposideros armiger (great roundleaf bat) is the source of this 3423-nucleotide messenger RNA. RefSeq names its product G protein-coupled receptor kinase 3 (gene GRK3). The record is from RefSeq and is a predicted model, not a curated record. Gene Ontology annotation, biological process: G protein-coupled receptor signaling pathway; desensitization of G protein-coupled receptor signaling pathway; protein phosphorylation. The coding region runs from base 62 to 2128 and encodes 688 amino acids. Lineage: Eukaryota; Metazoa; Chordata; Mammalia; Chiroptera; Hipposideridae. Gene Ontology annotation, molecular function: ATP binding; G protein-coupled receptor binding; G protein-coupled receptor kinase activity. The transcript is spliced from 21 exons.
GAGCGCGUCCCGUCCGGGUCCCGAGGAGCCACCGCCGCCGCCGCCACUGCCGCUCGCCAACAUGGCGGACCUAGAGGCCGUUCUGGCCGAUGUCAGCUACCUGAUGGCGAUGGAGAAGAGCAAGGCGACCCCCGCCGCCCGCGCCAGCAAGAGGAUCGUCCUGCCGGAGCCCAGUAUCCGGAGUGUGAUGCAGAAGUAUCUCGAGGAGAGAAAUGAAAUAACCUUUGACAAGAUUUUCAAUCAGAAAAUUGGUUUCUUGCUAUUUAAAGAUUUUUGUUUGAAUGAAAUUAAUGAAGCUGUACCUCAGGUGAAGUUUUAUGAAGAGAUAAAAGAAUAUGAAAAGAUUGAUAAUGAGGAAGAUCGCAUUCGUAGAAGUCGACAAAUUUAUGAUACCUAUAUCAUGAAAGAGCUGCUAUCUUGUUCACAUCCAUUCUCAAAACAAGCGGUAGAACACGUGCAAAGUCAUGUAUCCAAGAAUCAAGUAACAUCCACUCUUUUUCAGCCAUACAUAGAAGAAAUCUGUGAAAGUCUUCGCGGCGACAUUUUUCAAAAAUUUAUGGAAAGUGACAAGUUCACUAGAUUUUGUCAGUGGAAAAACGUAGAAUUAAAUAUCCAUUUGACCAUGAAUGAUUUCAGCGUCCAUAGGAUCAUUGGACGAGGAGGUUUUGGUGAAGUAUAUGGUUGCAGGAAAGCAGACACUGGAAAAAUGUAUGCAAUGAAAUGCUUAGAUAAGAAGAGGAUCAAGAUGAAACAAGGAGAAACAUUAGCCUUAAAUGAGAGGAUUAUGUUGUCACUUGUGAGCACAGGAGAUUGUCCUUUCAUUGUGUGUAUGACCUAUGCCUUCCAUACUCCAGAUAAACUCUGCUUCAUCUUGGAUCUGAUGAAUGGGGGCGAUUUGCACUAUCACCUUUCACAGCACGGGGUGUUUUCUGAGAAGGAGAUGCGGUUUUAUGCCACCGAAAUCAUCCUGGGGCUGGAACACAUGCACAAUCGGUUUGUCGUGUACAGAGAUUUGAAGCCCGCAAAUAUCCUCUUGGACGAACAUGGACAUGUUAGGAUAUCAGAUCUCGGCCUGGCCUGUGAUUUUUCCAAAAAGAAGCCCCAUGCAAGUGUUGGCACCCACGGGUACAUGGCUCCUGAGGUGCUGCAGAAGGGGACAGCGUAUGACAGCAGUGCCGACUGGUUCUCCCUGGGAUGCAUGCUUUUCAAGCUUUUGAGAGGCCACAGCCCUUUCAGACAACAUAAAACCAAAGAUAAGCAUGAAAUAGACCGGAUGACACUCACCGUGAAUGUGGAACUUCCAGACACCUUCUGCCCAGAACUGAAGUCCCUCCUGGAGGGCUUGCUGCAGCGAGACGUUAGUAAGCGGCUUGGCUGCCACGGAGGCGGUGCACAGGAAGUAAAAGAACACAGCUUUUUCAAAGGCAUUGAUUGGCAACAUGUCUACUUACAAAAGUACACCCCACCCUUGAUUCCACCCCGGGGAGAAGUCAACGCUGCCGACGCCUUUGACAUCGGCUCGUUUGAUGAAGAGGAUACCAAAGGCAUCAAGCUCCUUGAUUGUGACCAAGAACUCUACAAGAACUUCCCUUUGGUUAUCUCUGAACGUUGGCAGCAGGAAGUUGCGGAAACUGUUUAUGAAGCAGUAAACGCAGACACGGAUAAAAUCGAGGCCAGGAAGAGAGCUAAAAAUAAGCAACUUGGCCAUGAAGAAGAUUACGCUCUGGGAAAAGACUGCAUUAUGCACGGAUAUAUGCUGAAGCUGGGGAACCCGUUUCUGACCCAGUGGCAGCGUCGAUAUUUUUACCUCUUUCCAAACAGACUUGAAUGGAGAGGAGAGGGAGACUCACGACAAAAUUUACUGACAAUGGAACAGAUUCUGUCUGUGGAAGAAACUCAGGUUAAAGACAAAAAAUGCAUUUUGUUGAGGAUAAAAGGAGGGAAGCAAUUCGUCUUGCAAUGUGAGAGUGAUCCGGAGUUUGUGCAGUGGAAGAAAGAGUUGACAGAAACGUUUACGGAGGCCCAGCGGUUGUUGCGACGUGCCCCGAAGUUCCUCAACAAGUCUCGAUCAGGCGUUGUUGAGCUCUCAAAGCCACCCCUGUGUCACAGGAAUAGCAAUGGCCUCUGAUCCCAGAGUGGGGAGGGUCCUAGAAAGACAGUGCCUCGAGAAAGCCCACGCCGGGUGCUUUCAGCCCUUGAAAUGGAGCCGUUUGGAGAGCCAUGAGGAUCAGAGGAUGGAGUCACUUACCUCCGGGUUCUUCCACGGCUGUGAAGACCCAGGACACUGAGAUGCCCCUCACAGGCGUCAUGACCAUUCUCAGGCCCGGGGUCAGCCCCGCUUUUCUCCCAAGGGCCCCCCACCGCCAUCCCAUUUGUCCAUGCUCAAAACUACUGAAGAAAAGAAAGUGUUUUUCUUUGCUACACACUCGUUUUGGUAUACAUGAACUUGAGAUGUUUCCGACUUAUCACUUCGAUUUUUAUGUCUGAUAUCAAACAUAUCUUAGACUUGCCAACGUGGAAUUUCACCAUCUGCAGUGUUGGGUACUAGCUCGCCCUCCUGUUGCCAUGUUUUGCCUAUGAACAGCCGCUGCUGACUUGGUAUGUCUUUGCUCCAUACUGACGGGGGUGGGAGACCAACCGUGUGUUUCUCCUGUGCACUUCAGAGCUGACUUCUUGUCUUCCUGGGGUUGGAAGCUGAAGAUAUUUUCUGAGAAGGCUGCACUUGGGCCCUCGUGUUUGCUGCACCCACAGGUACAGAUCCACCUGUGAGCAGGAGCUCUCAUCCGGCUGAGAACAGAGGGAGCGUGCCCUCAGAGGACGUGGGAGUCGCUCAGAACUGAAGGCAUUCCACAGCUCCCUGGAAAGGUUCACAGUGAUUCUGAAGGGAAGGCGGCGGAGUUUUCACUUUCAGGGCAAUAGCGAUUUUCAGAAAUCUUCAAGGAAACAAGCAGCACUUUCAUGUUUUUGGGUACACAUGAACGUUUGGGGGUGAGCCUGUGUUGGGUUUUGACAUUCAACAGUAAGCCAUUGUGUGAUACAGUUAAUUCUGGUUCCUUCUGCCUGACCUCAGAAAACAUAAUCAGUCGUGGACGCAUAAAGAAACUGUUUUACCUUGUAUAAUUUAAAAUGAAUUUUAUUGAAAAAAGAAUACUGAAGAAUGAAUGUGUCCAAAUGGGUUAACUGCAUAUUGACAUUUGUGUUGUCACUUAUUGUCAUGAGUGAAUAAUAUUUUGCACUGGGCGGGUGGUUCUGUGACAGUGACAACAUUACAGCAUAAAGACUAUUUGCCUAAUUCCCAUGGCAUCCUCUCCUCUUGUUUUCUUUUCCCACCUCAAAUAAAUGCUGGCUUAUAAGAACCAGUGUAUUUCCCCGCCAAGUCCUCCAUGUCUUCGGACUAAAAAUAAUAACAAUUUUUAAAGUCCA